Lobosporangium transversale is the source of this 6600-nucleotide messenger RNA. RefSeq lists its product as hypothetical. Bases 1 to 6600 code for a protein of 2199 amino acids. Lineage: Eukaryota; Fungi; Mortierellomycota; Mortierellomycetes; Mortierellales; Mortierellaceae. The record is from RefSeq and is a predicted model, not a curated record. The transcript has 3 exons.
AUGGCCAGUGAGAAGAUUGCAUCCAAAGUCGACUUUACUGUCGUUAGCGAGACAGCCGAGGGGAAGCUGGGUUAUAGACAAGGGUCUAAACUCAAGUAUGAAGAAAAUGUACACGAGAGUGAUAUGGGCGUAGAACAAACUGUUGAAAGCCUGAGCGUCAGGGGUCUAUUCGAAGGAUUGCUUAUGCCAAAUACUAUGCAGAAUCAAAACAUUUUAUUGCAUGGCGAUCUAACUUCCACCGCAGUUCCUCAGAUACCAAACACAUCUGAAUACCAGAUGAACUUGGAGCAAACGCACAGGCAUAAGGAGGUCGGACAAGAUUGUAAAGAAAAUAUCAAUCUGAUUAGUACACUUCAGCACCCAUCGCCUGGAUCCCCAAUACCUUCACAUCCAGGUUCUUCAAAACCUAGCCUGGAUUAUUACCAAGAAGAUGAGAGUAGCUCCCUGGCAUCAAUGAUUCAGCAGGCAACAUCAGUUCUAUUAUCUGAAUUGCCAUUGCCCUCAAGUCCAGCCUCUCCAAAGCCUGUAUCAAGCUCGUACCUUAAUGCCAAUCAAGAGUACCAACGAGGCCAUAGCACUCUGGCUAAAUCCCAAUUGGCGAUAUCGAUACCAUUGCCUGACUCUGCCACGUCUUCUCGGGCUUGCUCACCACAUCCAGAUACUAAUGCCGAAGUGCCUGCAUCCCAAACGGCGAUUCCUCUAUCCUCUUAUAAUCUGCAACAAUCUAGCCAAAAAUGCCACCUGAAAUGGGCGCAGAGUCCAUCAGAAGAGGCUUUUUACCCAACAGAGAACUGCGUGAACAUUGAGCAAGAGGUAAAAAAAGACCAGGCUCAUUUUUGCGAAAACAAGUCCGAGCGCAACGGCCACAACUGUAACCACAACAAUGGUUACCAUCUCAAAGUUGAGCCCGCCAGAGACGCGGUAAGAGUACCACAAAAUCUAAUCAACGACUACAAGUCCCAUGACAAUGGCAAUAAUGAUAGAGAUGGAGGAGAGUAUGGAAAAGCUAUUGUCCUUGAAAGUGCACAUCGUCGGCUUUUUAAGCUGAGUAGCACGCAAAGAAACAAGAAAGAAAACGACGCUGUGAGCAGAGACUUGGUCUCUACAAAAUUUAAGAGUUGUCAUGAAGGAGUGCUUCAAAAAGCAGUAGUCAUUGUCGAUCGGAACGAGGCUAUGGAGCCAAGCAACAGUAACAUCCACCAAAGCCAUCAGGGCCACCAAUACAUAAAAUUUACUCCUGGAUGGAGCGAGCUUGCCGACCGACUUGGACAUAGUGCUGUGAUAACAGCAACAGCAACAACAGCAGCAGCAAUAGCAGCAGGAGGGAUCUCAGACUCCAUUUCAACUUCCUCUGUACCAUCGUCGCCUUCUUCCGCCGCAUCGAUGUCACCCAUCUUCCCUCCAGCCAUGCUGAGCAACCAUGACCAUCGGCCAAAACAGCGUCCAUAUUCCCAGUUUCACCCAAAGUUACCAAUUCAGCACCCGUAUCAGCAUCAUGACCAGCAAAUGAGCCCCAAACAGCAGUCUAUGGAUCAGCUCCCGCAGAGCCAACACAAGCGUCUAAGGCAUUCAUGUAGCUUGCCAUCAAUCCUUUGUACACCAGUGGCACCUCUUUCUCAAUCCAUUGCUGACCCUCAACAGCCGUUUAAGUCUGGGGAGCCAACUGUGUAUGAGCCCAGCGACAUAGCUUGGAGCCUAGAGGCAUCCAUGGUGCAGCAAGGAAGCGAUCGAGAGGCACAAAAACUAGAGGAUGGAAUAACACAUAUCGGUGAUGAGGCUGGCAAAAAACCAUCCACAUCAUUAUCAUGGGACCCACUGGACAACGGUAAGACCUCCCAAGAGUCUAAUCCUGCAUCAAAUAGUCUAAAUGGCCUGCAGGCAAGCGCUGUUAUCGCCAAGGCUACCAUCACAGCCUCCUCAGCAACGCCACCUUACCCUCAACCCAUUACUACUAGCUUUAAGGAAAGGCCUCGUCGCCAGUCGUUACUAACUCCGCGACAGCUGGAGGAAAUGAGUCAACGGAAUGGGACUUUAGUACCUGCAUUGAGUGUCAGCAAUGGUGGUAAUUCAUUUUUAAAAAGAGGAGGUUUUGGCAGCUUCCUUCGUGAUCAUUCGAAAAAGAUUAACAGUAGCAGCAUCACUGGUAGCAGUAAUGGCAAUGAUAGCACCAAGAGGGGUAAGAGGGAGAGAAAUGACUCAAAAGCAAGCGAGAAAAGUAUCCUUGAAACCCUCUCCAGCGUUACAGAACGCUAUUCUCAAAAGCGUUCCUUUCUGAAAACAAAACAUCAGCAGUGUCAACAGAAGCACCUACAACAUCAAAGCAGCAGCCGAGCUACGCCUCGCAUCUCGUUCCAGCCGCAUUCGAUUGAACUAUCUACUGAACGGCCGGUGAGCUCAGGACGGCUAGUAUUAUAUAUUCCGCGGCUUCCAGGACUAAAAUUUCACUUUGUGUCGCUGACACUCCAUUUUCGACUCAAAGAAUCUAUCUCUUGGGCAAAACAAGAUUUGGUCACAUUUGAGAUCGAGAAACAGCAUUGGGCCAAGACGUUAUGGGAAAAAAAAUUAGUGCUUCAAUUCCAGGAUAAACAAGUUGAUGAGGCAGGAGUAAUUGAAAGCCCUGGUGGAGUGCUCAAAGAAUACUCGCCUGAGGAAAAGCCGGAUAGUGACCAUUCAACCGCAGAAGCAGCAGCUACAGCGUUCACAGCAACAAAGACAAAGACAUCAAUAAGGUCAGAAACAACGCCUAUGGAUGAAUGGCGAUGGGAAUGGCUCUUGCCUAUUAGCAAGAACGACGUUCGAGCCGAAAGUUUCGAAGGAAGUAUGGGCUUUGUAUGGUAUGAGCUUGAGGCUAAAUGCUUGUUCCGCUGGGAUAAGGUGGAUAAUGAAGGGCGAGUAUUGAUGCCGGGCGGGCUAAAAGGAUCAUCAUCGCCGUUAGCACCAAUAAUACGCAAGAAUGGUCUCGAAUACCCAUAUCCAACUGGCAAGAAAGUUCCCAGUCGUGGUAUCAGCCUGAAGAGGGCAUCAGGUGUCGCGCCUUCAGGGUCGAGAAAGCUAUUAAAAGGCUUAGGAGUUUCGACAAACAAGUCGAUUACUCUAGCUUUUGAAAAGCUACGUAUUGGAAGCAAGACCAAGAUGCCCCAACUUGCAACCGCAGGAGACUUCAAUUUGGAAUCAGAACAUGAAAAGUACGUUAGGAACAGUUUGACGAAAUCUAAGAGCGUGAAAGUAAUGAACAGAAAUGAGGGGAUGUUCAAGUCAGAUUCUACGCCCUCCGAUGAGACUGUAAGUCCGAGUAGAAAGUCUAACCAGGAUGAUGGCCGCCAGGUUACUACCGCAGCUGCAUCUCCAAAAACCUCACAGAGGAAUCGUAAUAGUGACACUAUUACGAACCAAUCGCCCUCGUCUCCCAUUGCUCCUAUUCCAUUCCUGAUUCGUAAGACUCUCAAGCUGUAUUUCAAUCGCCCACAGCUCGGCGCGCCGUCUAAUAGCUUAUAUUCCUUGUCUACUCCAUCCAUGUCCCUUCCAACGCUUCCGAGCACGCGUCGGCUCAAGGCCUUCAUCCCGGGUGCUAAAAUCCAGGUCCAAAUCCAGGUCCCAUCCAUCAUUUCCAUUCCUGGGUAUGGAUAUUCAUCGCGCUUGGUGCCCUGCCCAAAGACAGGAGGGCUAAUAUUGAUGAAGGGUAAAGACAAAGAAGGCCAGGCUGGGAUAGGAGGAGGAGUAGGUUCCCUAGGGGGGCUUGUUAGCAAAAUAAACCUCAAUGUUUUGUCCCAGCAGCCUCAACAACAGCAGCAGCAGCAACAGCAACAACAGCAACAACAGCAGCCGUCCAGUCAUCGGCACCCUGCCAAUUUCCAGGUGGCGCUUACAGUCCGUAAGGUCUCAAAGCAGGACAUUAACAAUGACGAUAUUCUCAAGAGGCGUUACGAAAGCACGCAUAUCGAUACUGGCGUAACAAAGUUUCCACCAGGAGCAGAUACACUAGCAGGUGAUGCUUCAAUCUUUUCAAAUAAUACAAACAAAGGUAUAGAUGCCCAAAGUUCGUCAUUGUCGCGAAAGACAGAGCAACAGAGUAAGGAAUGGAGGCGAGAUAUCCGCGUACGCAAGGUCAUAUGUGAAUUUUGGCAAAAGGAAACCUGCAGGAUCCCAGCGGAUUGCGCCCCAUCUCGCACCGUCCGAGACCUGCUAGGCCCCGUGUUUACAUAUUCGGACAAAGAGGACGACAAAGAGCGACAUCGUACUGGUGGUGGUAUUACUGCAAUGGCAACAGCAGGCGCAGCAGCUGCACAGCAACAAGCACAGGAGCAGCACGCAGAACAGGGUGCUAAUGUUCUUUUGGAUCCUACCAUUACAUCACCGAAAGAUCAUCUUUUGCAGUUACAAGGCGGGACAGAUAGUAACGCUGCAGAAGCAUUGCCAUCUGGCUUGAAGAGUGGACAAAGAAUCUCAGCCAGGCCCAUAAUAGCUUCUCCCCCUCUUCGGCCAUCACAUUCGCCGCCGGGGGACUGCGUCGGAGGACAGCAACAGCAGCAACGACAAGAGUCUUCAAAUGAUAAAUCAUUUACAUUGCUGAUCCCUGUCCCUCUAAACUGCCCCAAACUUCGCCAGACAUUUAUUUGGCCAUCAUCAGAGGUCUCUGCUAGCAGAGGCUAUAAUGAUCAUGCGAUGAAGAGGAAUUACUUUCAAACCAUGGAUUCUUCAGGGUUGGGAUCCGAGACAGAUUAUCCUUCUCAGUCAAGCACAAAUGACAUAACUGGAUCACAACCCGGAAACGAUUAUAGGAAUAGAACAGCUGGCGGCGGCGGCAGCAGCAGCACAAUGAACUAUAUUGGCCCGGCAAACAGCGGUACACCUGUCAAAGUAAGGAUUGAAGUCAAACACUACCUCACAUUUCGAUUAUCAAUAGACGUACAUGAGUUUGAAGGAGAAUAUGAGCAAGAGGAUGAGGAUGAAGAGGACGACCAUGAAAGCAAUGGGUUUGAGGCAGAGAUUAGACAGGGACAGCAGAUCCUACAACAGGCACGGGAUCGAUGGGGUGCUACAACUAGCUACGGACGCGGCGACCUCUCUAUUGUCACACAUGCAUUGCGCCAUAACAGCAACAGCAUAUUCAAUGGUACUGCUGCUGUUGCUCAUCCCCAACAAACCUCAUCCCCCUUGAGCCCUUUGUCAAUACCUACCAAUAAUCUGACUUUGCCCGCGAACAAUCAAGACACAAGUAUGCUCUCCUUAACUUGUAACUCACCUGCACGCCAGAGCCGAGCUAAAGCGGAACAUAUACCAUUAGGGCUUCCUCCAUUGACUGUAAUGCCAAGGACCGCCUCAGGGCCAGGAUUACCUUCGCCUAUAAACUUUGGUGGCAGCAGCGGGCUUAAAGUCAUUGAGGUGGAAACCGGCUUCAUGGACGCUAUAGACAAAGUGAAUGGCCCACAUGGAUUCGACCCUCCAAGCCCAUCCAGAAUUGGAGCGAUGUUUGACUUUUCUAAAAGGCGUGGUUCGAAAACAUCUCUCGGGACACUCAAGAGUAGUAGAAGCGAAGGGACAGGCCAUGGUGCUGCUGGGUCGAUGCUGAAGCCUGGCCGGCAAGCGGCUAGUGUUAUUAGCGAAGGAAGUAGUGGUGUGGAUUCGACCACAAGUGUAAUACAGUUCAAAUCAAGCGGAGAGGGCAGUGGAGGCGGGUUGAUGGCGACUAUCAAGAAGAAGACAUCCGGAUCUGGCUUGGCGGGAGCUCAUCAACAUCAGUCGCAACAGCAACAACAGCAAGCAAGUCGUGUCAUAAUUAAGAAACUUAAGGAUUAUGUGGUCCGGGUGCCCGUUACAGUAGUGAUCCAGGCAGACGAACAUGGGAAAGAGGUUAGCGUCCAUAAGGUUACUGACGGUACGAACGUACUUACCAGUGGAAACGGACUGCAUCAUAGCGGGUCCUUGUCUGAAAAUGAAGAGGCGGCCAGACACAUGGAGACCACAACCGAUGUUGUCACUGACUUUUCGCGCGGAGUAAAUAUGGAUCCACUGGCAAGCAGCUGUAGUUUGGACAGUGUUGCGGCUACUGUAGGAUCAGACAUAUCAGGCCAAUCAAGUAGGCUUGAUGAUAUUCCUCCACCAUCCUCUAUGAUGUCAUGUUCCACCUUAUCAGGCCAGAGAUAUCAAAGAGAUCAAGAAGGAUAUGAUGACACGUCUGUAGUAAUGUCAAGAACUGUUCCACAACUACAUUUACAGACGCGCUAUAAAGCCCAAUAUCCACAGCCCUUGACCUCAUCUAAGCGUGUAUCAUCCUCUGGUUCCUCAACCACCACCGCUAUCGGUAGCGCGGCUGCCAUAGAUGUUUUAUGUCGUUUCGCCAAAAGCCGGAAAUCUAUGAAGGCCAAGGCGCUUAUUGAAAGUGAGGACGAUCUUCAAGAUGAUGAAGUUGUAGAGGAAGAAGGUAGGGAGACUGAGGACGAGGAAGAGCCCGAUGAAGAAGAAGAACGAGGAUAUGUAGUAGUGGACGCACAGGAAGAUCAUGUAUCGAGUGAAUAUACAAUAUGUUCGCAACUAAGCAGACGCACUGCGGGCGCUGCCUUUGGAGGGGAGCUGGAGGAGACUUUGAGUAAGGUUCGAUAG